CGCACCUGUGGACGUCCGAUAAGAGCAAUCCGGUCCGUCUGCUCGUCGGGCAGAUAAGUUCUUUGUUUUGGGCCCACCUCCCACUUGGACUGCAGUGCUCCAAUCAGUUGGAAAAACGACGCAGCAUGGGCCAUACGACGAUCCGCAGCAGAGGGGAGCUCCUGGUAGUGGGCCUACUCCUUACACUGGGACUCCAGGUGGUCAGAUCUGAGUUUGGCGACCUGGCCGGCGAUUGGCUGGUGGAUUAUGGUCAGUCGGAGCUCCGAUUGCUGGAGGGCGAAAGUCAGCAGGUGCAGCUGCAUAUAUACAACGUCCAGCCCAAGGAUGCUUCCUUGGAUUACAGUUUUUUGGUCUACUCGAAGGACGAGCAGAGGGCUUCGUCUCUGGUCACGAUAAAGAAGGAGGAUUUCGAUCAGUUGGGUAGCUGGCGCGGAUUAGUCGAUGUUACUGGCGAGCGAUUUGGAUAUAGUUCGUUGGAGGUGGAGCUGCAAUCGGCUGGAGAGAAGGAGGUGCAUCCGAAUCCCCUGGCCAUCGUGGUCCUAAGAUCGCGGGUGGUCGAUGAACGUGUCACCACCUAUGUGUCCGCCGCUUUGGCCCUGUUGAUGUUCCUCAAUCUGGGCACGGUCUUGGAUCUGCAUCGGCUGGCGGGGAUCGUUUGCCGACCCGUUGGACCGGUGGUGGGUGCGGUCAGUCGGUUUGUGGUGAUGCCCGCCCUUGGAUUUGGACUGGGGCGUGCCCUUUGGCCGGGGGCGUGGCCAAUGCAACUGGCCCUCUUCUACACCGCACUGGCGCCCAGUGGCGGUCUGGCCAACGUGUGCGCCGUCUUCCUCAAGGGAAACCUCAAUCUUUCGGUGGCCACCACCACGAUCAACGGCCUGCUGGCCCUCGCCUUCCUCCCCAUCUGGAUCCUGGUGCUGGGCAGGCUCCUCUACGAGGACGAUGAGCUGGCGGUGCCGUUUGGCCAGCUCUCUGGCGGAGCGGCUGCCCUGGUGGCCUGUCUGGCCAUUGGCGUCCUCCUGCGUCUCUGCCUGCCGCGCACCACGCGCUUCAUCUUCCGCUUCCUGAAGCCCCUCUCCGUCAUCCUCAGCUUGUGUUUGGUGGGGCUGACCGUGGGACUCAACUGGUUCGUUUUCCUCGAGUUUACCUGGCAGGUUCUGGUGGCUGCCCUGUGCCUGCCCCUCGCUGGUUACCUGGCCACCUACCUGCUGUCCAAGCUCCUCUGCCGAUCGGCCACCGACGCCCUGACCUUGGCCAUCGAGGCCAGUGUCCUGAACAUGACCAUGCCCAUUGUGCUGCUGCAGUCCAGCCAGCUGGAGCAGCCACAGCUGGAUCUGGUCCUGGUGGUGCCCAUUGCCUCGUCCCUGAUGUCGCUGGUCCUGGUGAUCCUGUUCUAUGGGGUUCGGCGAUGCCUUGGCUGGAACAAGCGGCAGGAUGAGGAUGGUUUCGAUCACAAGCAGCUGAUCGCAGAGCACGAGGAGCAAGAGGGUGACGUCUACCAGCGGCCUUAAAUCGAUCCUAAAUUAUCGGAUUUAUUGAUCCUAUUGCCUUAUCGAUUGAACCUAUCGAAAGAAGAAGUUUUAUAUUACGUAACUUAGUCUGAGGGUUAUUUUAAUUUCAUACAAUUUGAUAUAAUUUUAGUAUCUAAGAAUUAAGUUUGAAAAUAUUUGUAGAUUGUGUAAUAUUUAAGUUAAUAAAAUAAAAACAAAUUUAUUAAGAGAGUA
Molecule: messenger RNA, 1721 nt
Organism: Drosophila rhopaloa
Lineage: Eukaryota; Metazoa; Arthropoda; Insecta; Diptera; Drosophilidae
Product: P3 protein
Exons: 2
Coding region: 126-1508 (460 amino acids)
Cellular component (GO): membrane
Source: RefSeq, a predicted model, not a curated record